AUGUCUGUGGACGAAGCAACACUUGCGCGGGGUGCCAAGUUAUUUAAGACCCGUUGCGGCCAAUGUCAUACCAUCGAAAAGGGCGGCUCAAAUAAGCUUGGUCCCAAUUUAUUUGGUCUUUUUGGAAGAAAAAGCGGGGCUGUUGAGGGAUACUCGUACACCACUGCAAACAAGGAGAAGGGUGUCGUUUGGGAUGAAAAAACGCUCUUUGACUACCUUGAAGAUCCAAAAAAGUACAUUCCGGGCACCAAAAUGGCAUUUGCUGGGCUGAAAAAGCCAAAGGAGCGGGAAGACAUCAUUGCGUACAUGAAAGCAGCGUCGGCUUGA
Molecule: messenger RNA, 327 nt
Organism: Mitosporidium daphniae
Lineage: Eukaryota; Fungi; Microsporidia
Product: cytochrome c
Exons: 1
Coding region: 1-327 (108 amino acids)
Biological process (GO): mitochondrial electron transport, cytochrome c to oxygen; mitochondrial electron transport, ubiquinol to cytochrome c
Cellular component (GO): mitochondrial intermembrane space
Molecular function (GO): heme binding; electron transfer activity
Source: RefSeq, a predicted model, not a curated record